Messenger RNA from Penicillium mononematosum, 915 nucleotides. RefSeq names its product glycoside hydrolase family 75 protein. The transcript is spliced from 6 exons. Gene Ontology annotation, molecular function: chitosanase activity. Bases 1 to 915 code for a protein of 304 amino acids. The record is from RefSeq and is a predicted model, not a curated record. Lineage: Eukaryota; Fungi; Ascomycota; Eurotiomycetes; Eurotiales; Aspergillaceae.
AUGAUGACCUACAGCCGCUCAGUCCCCCUUGCCCUCUUUGCCUUGUUUGGCACAGGGCUCGCGCAGACCGUCGAUGGUUCCAAAUUCAACAAACCAGACGGCGGCCCUCCAGGAAGCUACUUCGCUGCUGGUUCAUCUAUCCCCGUCGCUGCUUUGCAGAGCGCUGCUGCAAAGGCUAGCACUCCUGUGCCGGAUGCAACCUAUCCUAUCAAUGGUGAUAAGGGUGCUAAGAAAGUUACCAUCCACAGCGACUGGACUAAGUUUGACGAGGGUGCGGCAUAUGUUUGGAUUGCGGAUAUGGACGUCGACUGCGACGGCAUUGACUACAAGUGCAAGGGAAACCCGGAUGGUCAGCACCAAACCAACUUCGGUGCUUUGGCUGCGUAUGAAGUGCCUUUCUUUGUGAUUCCCGACAGAUUUGGAACCAAGUACGCGAAGCAGCUUCCUGGAAACAACGUUGGUGCCGUUAUCUGUGAUGGAAAGAUGUUCUACGGAAUUUACGGAGACUCCGAUGGCGAUACCCCUCAGGUAAUCGGGGAGGCCUCAUGGUUAAUGGCCCGGACCUGCUUCCCCAAUGAUGACCUGAAUGGCAACAGUGGCCAUGGUGAUGUUGAUGUGACCUAUAUCCUCUUCACUGGCGACGACUCGGUGCUCCCCAGCAGUGCUCUCAACAAGAAUUAUGUCACCAACUUCACCACUCUGCGCUCUAUGGGAGACAAGCUCAUGACUGCUCUUGCGAAGAACCUCAAGUUGGUAGAUGGAGGUGAUGGAGGUUCUCCAACAACUACGGCUGGUUCCAACCCUACAAGCGGGUCUUGUGAGUGGGAGGGACACUGUGCUGGUGCUUCUUGCAAAGAUGAGAAUGAUUGCUCCGGUCAACUGGUCUGCAAAAGUGGAAAAUGCGCCAGUGCGUGA